Messenger RNA from Ooceraea biroi (clonal raider ant), 2457 nucleotides. Its product is annotated as Bardet-Biedl syndrome 7 protein homolog. Lineage: Eukaryota; Metazoa; Arthropoda; Insecta; Hymenoptera; Formicidae. Gene Ontology annotation, cellular component: BBSome; ciliary basal body; membrane. Gene Ontology annotation, biological process: cilium assembly; intracellular transport; intracellular protein localization. The record is from RefSeq and is a predicted model, not a curated record. Gene Ontology annotation, molecular function: protein binding.
CGAAACAGUCUGAAAGAGUCAACAGAGCCGAAAUAAUAGUUUCUCGUACGUACGCGUAUAAAGCCGCGACUCGAUCAACACAAGUAAUGAUCGAAUAGUUUGGAAAAAAGAUAUUUGAGGAUUAAGUAUAGUGAAUUAACUGAUUCGGGAUGACACUGGCGUUAUCGAGAAUAGAUUACACGACGGUGGGAGUUACCUCACGUGGCACAACUGUGAUAUUCCCUUCUGGCGAAGCACCCAAGCAGCCGCAAAAAUUUGCCGUUGCGGAUCACGACGGCAUACUGCAAAUUUACGGCAUGAAAAAGGGAGAACUGCAAUUGACGUUUAAGUCCUUGCCCGGUGCAAAAAUCCACAGAAUGGUGCUUGGCGGCUCGAUAGGUAUGUUGAGGGAUAAGAUUUUCGUUGCAUACGGCAGCUCCGUAAAGGGAUUCACGAGAAAGGGCAAGAUGUUCUUAGAGUUCGAUACCAGCCUUAUAGAUCCGAUUUCCGCCCUGUACGUCCUCGGUCCGGACCUCGCAGCGUGCGCGCGUGAUCUCUAUCACAGAUACAGGGACUGCAAAGAUGCCGACUCGUAUCUGGCCGGCGAAACGUUGCACGACGUCGUACUCUUGCCCGAAGACGGUGGUGUGGUGUACGCCGUUCUCGCUUGUGCGGACUGCGCAGUGCGAGUUUUGCAUGGUACGAGAACUCCGACUGUCUUGAGAUUACCGAGCGCUCCCACGGUGCUCUCUGUAUAUAGAGAGGGCGAGAUAUACUCGAAGGAUCGGGUGUUGGUCGGUACCGCGGAUGGUAGAAUCGGGCUGCUGAUUUUACAAGGCAAUAAAACUCUGCGAAUUACCUGGCUGCUGACUUCAACGGGUUCAGGAAUCACCUCGUUGGACACUCAUCAGUUACAAGAUGGCAUGGACAUCCUUGUGGGUCGGCAAGACGGGGUCGUCGAGGUGUACACGUUCCCUGAUGAAGAUAUAACGGCCACUCUGCGCUAUCAUUACAAUGCUGGCGAAAGUAUUAGCACGGUCGUGGGUGGGAUAAUUGGCGUCGCCAAUUAUUCAGAGGUCCUCGUUACGACGUACUCGGGUCGAGUGUUCGGAUUGACCACUAGUCCUCCUGGUUUAUUAGAGGCAGGCCAGAGCGACGUCGGAAUAGCUAGGCUGAAACUGGAAAUAGAACAAUUGCAGGAAAAACUCAGCGAAGAAAAGGAAUCGUCGAAUCUUACGCCGGAUCCUCUGGCGCCCUUGAUACUAGCGGUGAAUCAUAAGAUGACGCUGCACAAGGAGGAUGCUUCGUACUCCCUGUCUGUCGAAUUGGACACGUCGAUCGAUAAUAUUCUGAUACAAUCGGACACACCUGUCGAUUUGUUGGAGACGGAAAAUAAUAACGCAGUGGUCAGCUUAUCCUCUUGCGAUCCCAGAGAGGGCAACUUCGUCCUCGCUACUUACCGAUGCCAAAUUAACACGAAUCGUCUGGAAAUGCGGCUCAGAUCGAUCGAAGGCCAGCCAGGUACUUUGCAGAUCUACGUAACGUCUCAGGUACAGCCAAAACGUUGCCGUAAAAUUUUCGUACCCAUUUACGCCCUGUCUUUGCACGUUAGGCAACACGGAGACGACGACGCUCUACAUUCCAGUGGGCCCUUCAACGAAUUAAAAUUCAACGGCAAUUUCACGAUUGCCGAGAUGCAUGCGUGGCUUUCUCUAGUUUUACCAGACGUGCCCGAAAGACCUCACAUUCACGACGGCGUGGCUGUUUUAGUGUACGUCUCGUCUUUUAUUGGAACGGUCCUCAAGUGCAAAUAUAAGAAAGGUAGUGCGCUGUUCCAGGGUGAAAAUAUAUCCAGCAUCAUAAUCCUCAGAGACAUAUUAACCAAGGAAGCGACGAAACGAAAAAUCAAAUUAGACGUUUUCUGCGAAGUAGCGGAGGGGAGCAUAUCUAAAGUUCUGGGACUGAUUCUCCCGCGAUUGGACACGGCCUACGAUUUAACCCAGAAGAUAAAAAUCCUGGACGCGUUGGAGGAGUGGGAGCUCAAGUCCGAUCCGAAGGAGAAUCUAUGUUCCGAGUAUCAAGAAUUGCUGCAAAAAGAAACGGAGGUCAGAUCAGCUAUGUCGAAGGACACCGAGAUUCUCAGCAGAUUGCACGCGAUCAUUACCGAUUUGUACGUCGACUGGGAACGAGCGAAGCGAUCUCGAAGAAUCAGUAGCAAGGAGGCAACGACGAGGCUCAAGGAUGCCCUCGAAUCCAGAGACUUGGCCACCAUCCUGCAAGUUUUCACUGGCAAAACCGACACAAUCGUGUCAACUCUGUUACCUCUGCUACCUGCGGCUAUCUAGAAGCGCUCGAAAGAUCGCAAAGAAAGUGGACCAAUGUAUGUCUAUGAACACGUUGAAGUAAAAAAUAUAUUUUUUAACGGCAAUUCACAAUAUAUAAACUACGAAAGUGUCUACAAUUAAAAAUGUACAAUCG